AUGUCCGAACUACGCCAAAGAUCCGGUGUCCCCAAGGACGCACCCAAGUCCUCCACAAACCAAAACCGCAACGAUGAAGCCCAGCAUACUUCCGGUGGCAUCAGCAUCCUCGACAUCUUCCGCGUCGUGCUCACCCUAGCCGUUGUCUCCUGCGGCCUCUCAUACUACCUCACGGAGACCACAACAUGGGGUUAUAACCCCUGGUUCACGAACUGGCCGCAGCUCGUGGCCUAUGUUCCCGGACAGAAAGGCCCAGUGAACCUAACCCCAUCCGAACUCACUCUCUACGACGGCACAAACCCCGAAACCCCCAUCUACGUCGCCAUCAACGGCACAAUCUUCGAUGUCUCCGCGAACCCCCGCAUGUACGGCCCCGGCGGCGGGUACCACUUCUUCGCCGGGCGCGACGCAACCCGCGCCUUUGUGACGGGGUGUUUUGCCGAGGAUCUCACGGAUGAUCUUAGCGGUGUUGAGGAGAUGUUUAUCCCUAUCGACGAGCCGGAGGAGCUUGAGAAGCUGAGCAGCGGGGAGAGGAAGAAGCAGCGCGAGCAGGAUUUACGCAACGCGAGGAAGAAGGUUGACAAGGCGAUUGCGCAUUGGGUCGGGUUCUUUGGGAAGCAUAAGAAGUAUUUUGAGGUUGGAAAGGUCAUCAAGUCUGAGGAAGAUGCGGAUGAGAUGAAGGGAAAGAGGGAGCUUUGUGAGACGGCGAGGAAGCAGAGGCCCAAGAGGGAGAAGGCUAAGAGCGCUUGA
Molecule: messenger RNA, 750 nt
Organism: Aspergillus mulundensis
Lineage: Eukaryota; Fungi; Ascomycota; Eurotiomycetes; Eurotiales; Aspergillaceae
Product: putative heme/steroid binding domain protein
Exons: 2
Coding region: 1-750 (249 amino acids)
Cellular component (GO): endomembrane system; membrane
Source: RefSeq, a predicted model, not a curated record